Messenger RNA from Myodes glareolus (Bank vole), 2381 nucleotides. It is a transcript of the gene Tmem161a, whose product is annotated as transmembrane protein 161A. The record is from RefSeq and is a predicted model, not a curated record. NCBI's taxonomy places the organism in Eukaryota, Metazoa, Chordata, Mammalia, Rodentia, Cricetidae.
AAUUCCCGGCAGGCAUUGCGAAACCUUCCCCGUUCUUAGCCCGAUGACCGGCUUCUCAGGCUGCCGGUCAACAGGAUCCCGUCUCUAAUUGGCCAAGUUCCGCGGCGCUUACCCGCCUCCAGCCGCGUGCGUUGGUGCGCUCGGGAGCGGACAUGGCGGCCCUCGGAGUGCAGCUGGUGGUGACCCUGUUCACUGCCACCCUCAUGCACAGACUGGCCCCACACUGCUCCUUUGCCCGCUGGCUGCUCUGUAAUGGCAGUCUGUUCCGCUACAUACACCCGUCCGAGGAGGAACUGCGGAUGCUGGCAGGGAAACCAAGGCACCGAGGCAGGAAGGACCGAUGGGCAAACAGCCUUCAUGACGAGAAGCCAUUGUCAGUGCCUCGAGAUGCCCCUUUCCAUCUGGAGACCUGUCCCCUCACUGCUGCGGAUGCCCUAGUCCUGCGCUUCUUUCUGGAAUACCAGUGGUUUGUGGACUUCGCGGUGUACUCUGUCGGUGUGUUCCUCUUCACGGAGGUCUACUAUUUUGUGCUGGGCCCAGUCCAAGAGACCAACAUUGCCGUGUUCUGGUGCCUGCUCACACUGACUUUUUGUCUCAAGGUGUUCCUCAUGGUGACCCGACUGUACUUCAGUGCCAAAGAUGGUGGCGAGCGCGCAGUCUGCCUCACCUCCGCCCUCCUCUUCCUCCUCUUAGCCAUGCUAGUGCAGGUGGUGCGGGAGGAGCUCCUGGAGCUGGGUCUGGAACCAGGUCUUGCCAGCAUGGCCCAGAACCUAGAACCUGUGCUGAAGAAACAGGAUUGGGACUGGGCACUCCCGGUGACCAAGCUGGCCAUCCGCCUUGGUCUGGCGAUGCUGGGUUCCUUGCUGGGCGCCUUCCUCAUUUUCCCAGGCCUGAGGCUGGCGCAGACGCACCAGGACGCACUGACCCUGUCUGCAGACCGGCCACUAUUGCAGCUGCUCCUGCACACCAGCUUCCUGUCGCCCCUGUGCACCCUGUGGCUCUGGACAAAGCCUAUCGCUCGUGACUUCUUAUACCAGGCACCCAUGAGGAACAUGACCUCUUCUCUGCCGUCAGAAGGGGCCUUCGAUUCCCUGCGUCUCUGGGUGCUGGUGGUGCUGUGCCUGCUGCGGCUAGUCGUGACCCGGUCACAUCUGCAGGCCUACCUUUGCCUGGCCAAGACUCGAGUGGAGCAGCUGCGCAAGGAGGCUGGCCGCAUUGAGGCCCGCGAGAUUCAACAGCGGGUGGUCCGGGUCUACUGCUAUGUGACCGUGGUGAGCCUGCAGUACCUGACGCCGCUCAUCCUUACUCUGCACUGUACCCUGCUGCUCAAGACCUUGGGUGCGGGGCUGGUGGGGAAAGAGGCUGGGGCCAGAUCUGGCGGCUACUCUUGGGCCCUGGGCCCUGUUCCAACCCCACUGACCCCACGCCAGUCUUCAGACAUUUUGAUCUCUGUGGACCCAGCGGAGGAUGAAGCCCAGCAGACGGCGGCCCAAGUCGCAGGGGUCCUGGGCAGCCUGCUUACGCCCCUCUUACUCCGUGGUGUGCUGGCCUACCUCAUCUGGUGGACUGCUGCCUGCCAGCUGCUCUCCAGCCUCUUUGGCCUCUAUUUCCACCAGCGCCUGGCAGUUUCCUAGCGUGAUUUCACUAGGCACUGGCGUCUGACCCCAGUUCACAGGAUUGGAUCUAUCUGUCCCCUGUGUGUGCACCUCAGUGCCUAGAUCAUGGACUCCUUGAAUCAGGUUUCCCUGGACCUGGAGGCCAUGGUCCUCAAGUGUGUGUGUGUGUGUGCGCACACACGCAAGAGUGCAUGCCUGCAUGUGUGUACAAGAUGUCAGUGGGAGGCUGCUCUCAAUAAAAGGUGUGGGCCACUUUUACAGAAAUAUGCCAGAGGCUAGGGAGAUAAGCAGGGGAGACUUGGGUGGUGAGAAGGGCUUAGGAGAGUGGUACUAGGCAGGAGUGGAAAGACGGAGGAGGUUCGAGAUUGCCAGAAAGCUAGGGAUAGAGCUCAGGCCCAGCAUCCACGUGUCCCUGGGGUCUAUCACUAUCACUGGGAGGGAAUGAGACGAGUCACCAUGCCCACCUCCCAGCACACUGGGGAGGCUGAGGCAAGGGGAUUAGCCUAGACUAGUAACAAGAUCAUGUCUCCAAAACAAGAAAACAAGGGGGAGAGGAAAGUCAGAGAGAACUGUUACCAGCCUUGGAAGCUGUGAGGUGACUGCUGACAUGUAUUCAAGACCCUGGUGACCGAGGGUCACCACUAACUUCAGCGUUGUCCCAUUCCUGUGACUGUAUGUGCACGUGUUCAUGAGACAUGCAUGGGCUGUGUGGCCCUCCUACAUACGGAAAAUGUAUAUUGAGAAUAAAAAUGGAGGCCUCCUGUA